GUGUUCUCCUGUGUAUGAGAGACUCUGUGGUUUUGGGACAUGUCAGGGUCAUGUUAGUAUUAAAAUGCUGUUAAAAUGUCUAAACUGCCGCGCACUGCACUGACCCUCAAACAGUUUCUACAGAGACAGAAGGUUCUAGGUCUGUACCGCAGUAUGCUGAGGACCAUUCGAGAGGUUCCAGAGGAGGCAGAUCGCAAGUACUUGAGGGACUGGGCGAGAGAGGAGUUCAAAAGGAACAAGGAGGCGACUAACCAGGAUGCGAUUCGUAUGAUGAUCACACAAGCCAACAAUCAUCUCCAAGAGCUGAAGACAUCACUUGCCCUGGCCAAGAGUUGACGGAUCACCAUCAAUAAAUAUACUCUGUAAAACCUGCACUAGUUUUCCUCCUCCUCUUUGUGGCCUGUUUGAUUAUUAGUAUUACACUCUCACUGGGGUGAGCCUGACAAGUUCAUCACAUCUGCUGUGUACAGGAGGUUCAUCAGCUUCUACAGACUGAUGUAUGAUUUUUCUCAAUCAUUCGCAUUGUAUUUAAUUUGUACAGUCCAAGCUUUGUGAAUGCAUUUUGAUUAAAUUAGUGUUGAAAGAAUAAAAUGAAAACGCAA
This is a messenger RNA of Astyanax mexicanus (Mexican tetra), 602 nucleotides long. It is a transcript of the gene lyrm2, whose product is annotated as LYR motif containing 2. The coding region runs from base 76 to 336 and encodes 86 amino acids. The transcript has 3 exons. NCBI's taxonomy places the organism in Eukaryota, Metazoa, Chordata, Actinopteri, Characiformes, Acestrorhamphidae. Gene Ontology annotation, cellular component: mitochondrion. The record is from RefSeq and is a predicted model, not a curated record.